Molecule: messenger RNA, 1964 nt
Organism: Populus trichocarpa (black cottonwood)
Lineage: Eukaryota; Viridiplantae; Streptophyta; Magnoliopsida; Malpighiales; Salicaceae
Product: glutamate dehydrogenase 1
Exons: 10
Coding region: 270-1604 (444 amino acids)
Biological process (GO): L-glutamate catabolic process
Cellular component (GO): mitochondrion
Molecular function (GO): L-glutamate dehydrogenase (NAD+) activity
Source: RefSeq, a predicted model, not a curated record
GAGCACCGGCAACAUCGAUUAGCUUUCGAUCAAGACAGUCACGUUGUCUGCUAUCAAACACAGAAAAUAAGGAAAUGAAAUCCACUGUAACAAAUCCGAUCGUGAUCUUCAUAAUCCGAUCAUGAUCUUCAUAAUUAAUUCCCAUUCAAUUCUGAUCCUUCACCAAAAACCCACCUACGAAUCCAUCCCUUUAUGCUGAUACAAAGCACAGAAAAAACAAAAAAGGAGGCAACUUUCCUUCUUUCUCAGCUUAUAUAUGUAUAUAAUGGAUGUUUGCCUGUUUUUGCCUUUGGUUCAUCAUCUUGGAGUUUUGGCUUGUCUGCUAUCUCUUGACAACUCCAUCUCUUCAGACAGUUUCAGGAGCAGUCAUGAAUGCAUUAGUGGCAACCAACAGGAACUUCAAGCUGGCAGCUAGGCUGUUGGGGUUGGACUCCAAGCUUGAGAAAAGUUUGCUUAUUCCGUUCAGAGAAAUCAAGGUUGAAUGUACCAUACCCAAAGAUGAUGGCACUUUGGCAUCUUUUGUUGGGUUCAGGGUUCAGCAUGACAAUGCCAGAGGUCCUAUGAAGGGAGGAAUCAGAUAUCACCCAGAGGUUGACCCAGAUGAAGUCAAUGCAUUAGCACAACUUAUGACAUGGAAGACGGCAGUGGCAAAUAUUCCCUAUGGCGGGGCUAAAGGUGGAAUAGGAUGUAAUCCAGGGGAGUUAAGUGUCUCUGAACUAGAACGACUUACCCGGGUGUUCACUCAGAAGAUACAUGAUCUGAUAGGAAUCCACACAGAUGUUCCGGCUCCUGAUAUGGGAACUGGUCCACAGACUAUGGCGUGGAUACUUGAUGAGUACUCCAAAUUCCAUGGCUACUCACCUGCUGUUGUUACUGGAAAACCAAUUGAUCUUGGUGGAUCUCUAGGCAGAGAUGCUGCCACUGGACAGGGAGUGCUCUUCGCAACAGAAGCCCUGCUUAAUGAGCAUGGGAAGACCAUAUCAGGUCAACGAUUUGUCAUACAGGGUUUCGGAAAUGUGGGUGCCUGGGCUGCCCAACUAAUCAGUGAGCAGGGUGGGAAGAUUGUUGCCAUAAGUGACAUCACUGGAGCUAUGAAGAACAGCAAAGGGAUUGAUAUUCCAAGCCUACUCAAACAUGCCAAGGAACAUAACGGUGUGAAAGGAUUCCAUGGUGGGGAUCCCAUAGAUCCCAAGUCAAUACUAGUUGAGGACUGUGAUAUUCUCAUUCCAGCAGCCCUUGGAGGUGUCAUCAACAGGGAGAACGCAAAUGAUAUUAAAGCCAAAUUCAUUAUUGAAGCUGCCAACCAUCCAACUGACCCUGAGGCUGAUGAGAUUUUGUCAAAGAAAGGAGUUGUUAUUCUUCCAGACAUUUAUGCUAACUCAGGAGGCGUUACUGUUAGUUACUUCGAGUGGGUGCAGAACAUCCAAGGAUUCAUGUGGGAUGAAAAGAAAGUGAACAGUGAACUAAAGAAUUACAUGACCAAAGGUUUCAAAGAUGUGAAAGAAAUGUGCAAAACCCAUGAUUGUGAUCUCCGUAUGGGAGCCUUCACUCUAGGUGUUAACCGUGUUGCACGGGCGACCGUUCUUAGAGGUUGGGAAGCCUGAGAUGCCUGCUACUCUGAAUAAAGAUGAGGCUUCAAUGAGGCUACUUAUACUUGUGGGGAUUUCUUAUGCCUGCUAGUCUCUGUUCUUAAAGGUUUUGUUAUAUGUAUUGCCCUAGUUUCCUCCUCACCUGAGUUUCUACCCCUAAGGCGUUUCUCUAUGCACUGCAAAUUCUCCUACAAAGAACAGAGACUAGAGAGGAGGAAUUCCUUAGUUUUAUUGUAAGCUUUUUUGGGUGGAAUGAUUUGAACUUGGACGCCCAACUUCUAAAACCUCGGCCUUGAGGCCUUUAUCUCUGAACAUUGCAAGUUCUAAAUUACAUUAAGGGUUUGAUUAGAUUCCUAAUCAUAAUUUCAGUCUUAA